AUGCAGGUCAACAAGGGAGAUAUCUCCUCAACACUCCCAAUCAAGGGCAGCCAAAGUACUCGGCAGUCACUGGCACCAUUUGUGCGCCCAGCUCAGAUGGCCAUGUUUGCACGAAAAGCAUUACAGUCUAAAGAAGAUACCCUACGUUUCACGGUCACCAUCGAGUCCAGUAGCUCAUUCCCCGCACAAUCAUGGGAAGCGCAGAUCUGGCACAACAUCAAUGGACCCAAAUGGGGAUCUCUACCAUUGCAGAGUUGCAAGACAGAUCAUGCCGCUCUUUUGACCGGAGAUGACAGCGAGUACAACUAUCAUCGUUAUGUAUUCUCAGAGGUAGUAUCUCUGCCAGCCGCAGGCGGUCAUGCACAGUUCACCGUGCGCUUCAGAACUGGUCCAGAUACGGAAUGGCAGUGGGCCAAUGAAACUCACCACGUGAGCGAUGGUGAAAUUGUAUAUAGUGCACGCCACUCUGCUUUCGACGAGGCUCUAUCUACGGAACUUGCAGCGCAAUUCCCCAAAGAACAGCUUGAGAAAUACAUCGACACCCUCCACGAGGACUUGCAGAUUCAAUCACGGCCUAGUGAAGCUCCUGGUUCGGUCCUCUGGGCUCUGUCUGGCGAUAUAGAUGCUGUUCAAAACGGAUCUUCAAUCAUCAAACAAGUUGCACUUGGGACCCCGUCGUCAGUGGUGAAGUAUUUCUCAUUGGUUCGUGUUUGGAGCCCAUGGUUGGGUCCUAGACAUGGCAAAGACAACUUUCGACUUACCGAAGAUGCAAUACUUUGCUCUUUUCUGCGCAGAGAUGGCAUCAAUCUUGUUCUACUGGCUGUUUCGGGAGUCAAUGAUGUUUUGACUGUGUUUCAGUCAGGAGCAGAGGGUGAAGUUGUCAUCUCCGCAAAGAGUGACAAUUCAGAAACAUCAAAGUUCCAUGUGCUUGUCAGCGCCGCGGAGAACUUCGAAGUUGCCAUGUCUGCGGUAGUUUACGAGGCACGGAAAGUAGUCAGACCUUUUGCAGAUCCGAGUCAUCUGGAUCUGAAAGAUUCAGUCCCAUCAUCUCCCCUUGGUGAUGAUAUAGUCCUUGUCGAGAAGGAUCCAAGUGCACAGUGGCUGUCCGAGUGGUUUGACGGUCUCACAUAUUGUACCUGGAAUGGACUGGGGCAGGAUCUCACGGAACAGAAAAUCAUGCAUGCCCUGGACUCACUGAAGUCUAAUGGGAUCAACAUCACCAACCUUAUUAUUGAUGAUGGUUGGCAGACAAACGACAAUGAGAGUGAAUCUCAGUUCAAGCAAGGCUGGAAACAGUUUGAGGCACAUUCAAAGGGAUUUCCUAAAGGAUUAAAGCAUACUGUAGGAGCUAUUCGUCAAGCACAUCCCAAUAUUGAACAUGUUGCGGUCUGGCAUGCUUUACUGGGCUACUGGGGAGGUAUCUCACCAGAUGGCGAUCUAGCUCAAAGAUUCAAAACAAAGCGAGUGAAGAUCAAAGAUCCCGCCGCGAAUGGACCCAUUGAAGAGAAUCUUCCAGACGGAACGAUUCUCGCCAUUGACCCCGAGGAUAUUAAACAAUUCUAUGAAGACUUUUAUAGUUACCUUACAUCUGUCGGUAUAGACUCAGUCAAGACGGACGCACAAUUCUUCCUCGAUCUUCUUGAGGACGCCGAGGACCGCCGGCGAUUCAUGACUUCUUAUCAAGAUGCAUGGUCUAUCGCAUCACUCAAGCACUUCAGCACUCGGUCAAUGUCUUGCGGAUCAAUGACCCCCCAGAUAAUCUUCCAUUCGCAAAUGCCAACCAACAAACCGGCGCUUCUACUGCGGAACUCUGACGACUUCUUUCCAGAUGUUACCGCAUCUCACCCGUGGCAUGUAUUCUGCAAUGCCCACAACGCACUAUUCACCCGUUACUUGAACGUAUUGCCCGACUGGGAUAUGUUCCAGACGAGUCACGCAUACGCAUCAUUCCACGCAGCUGCACGAUGUGUUUCGGGAGGGCCGAUUUAUAUCACCGAUGAGCCGGGUAAACACGACUUGAGCCUGCUCGGUCAGAUGACUGCACCUACGGUCAAAGAAACCACGGUGAUCUUGCGUCCUAGUGUCAUCGGACGCACGAUAGACAUAUACCACGACUACAACGAAGGGAAUGUCCUGCGUAUUGGAAGCUACACCGGCUGGGCCAAGACCGGAAGUGGAAUUAUGGGCCUUUUCAAUAUGCAGUCUGCCGAAGCCUCGAUCAUAGUCUCACUGAUGGAUUUCUCGGGAAUUCACGAGGACUCCGAAGGCCAGUAUAUCGUGCGCGCACACAGCAGUGGUAGGAUCUCACCUCGCAUGCGGGCCUCUACCCAGAAAUCUGUGGUGUCAGUUGUUUUGGAGCCAAAAGGCUGGGAAAUUCUCACCGCAUACCCGAUUCGGUCGAUCCCGCUAACGGGAGGUCGUGGUGGAAAUCCCUCUGGUGAUAAUCUGACACAUGUGGCGGUGCUGGGACUUUUAGGAAAGAUGACUGGCGCAGCAGCUAUGGUAACUUCGGAUACAUCUGUUCUUGAGAACGGCCGUUUGCGACUCAAUAUCAGCUUAAAAGCACUGGGCACUCUGGGGAUCUAUUUCUCAGAUCUCCCAAACAAGAGCAUCGCAGAGAACUUCAUGGUCAUGAUUCUAGGACGGCCAGUUCCACAGAGUACAGUGUGGAAACAGGGUGGGGAGAAUGCUAAUGUGCUGGCAAUUGAUGUAUUGACAGCAUGGAGAUCCAUGAAGUUGGACAGUGGAUGGAGUAACGAGGCCUUUGUACAGGUUUUUGUAGGCUGA
Penicillium coprophilum is the source of this 2787-nucleotide messenger RNA. Its product is annotated as putative raffinose synthase protein Sip1. NCBI's taxonomy places the organism in Eukaryota, Fungi, Ascomycota, Eurotiomycetes, Eurotiales, Aspergillaceae. The transcript is spliced from 3 exons. The coding region runs from base 1 to 2787 and encodes 928 amino acids. The record is from RefSeq and is a predicted model, not a curated record.